Molecule: messenger RNA, 2046 nt
Organism: Rasamsonia emersonii CBS 393.64
Lineage: Eukaryota; Fungi; Ascomycota; Eurotiomycetes; Eurotiales; Trichocomaceae
Exons: 2
Coding region: 1-2046 (681 amino acids)
Source: RefSeq, a predicted model, not a curated record
AUGGCGGACACUCCAGCUUCAGGCGGUGUCCGCAGCCUCCUGGCCAAGUUCGAGAACAAUCAGAACAACAGCACUUCUCCCCCCUCCCGUGGACGCUCCCCGGCUGGCUCAGACAAUGCCGGGUCAGGCAGGCCGCUCUCCAAAGUGCGGGCUAGCUUCAUCUCUGUUGAGAAAAGUAUCCAAAAUGCGCCUCCGUCUGUGUUGCGCAAAUCAAAUGACAGUGAGAGCUCCUCUGGGUUGAAGGAAAGUGCCAUAGAAGACAAUGCCAACCCAAGAUCAGAGACAGUGUCGCCGACGCAAAGUGCGGAGAAAUCGGUCGAGACGCCCCAAAGCACAUCCCCAACGAGAACUAGCCCGAAUGCUGGUGGAUUGCAGGGAAACGGCAUAGCGAAUACGGAGAAGACAUUGGGUCGAAUCCUCCAAACCGGAGAAGACAGAGGCGCAGAAACCCACAACACCUGUGCAGAAGACAUCUCCAGUCGCUCAGAAGAACGAGAAGCACCGCNGAAAGCUAAGGAAACUGCCUCGAAUCGACAGGCACCAGCUUCCAAGACUGUUACGAAGCGUCCGUCCACCAUCUCAGUUGCUAAAGACACCAGCGCAAGCAAACUCAACUCCAAGCCAUCUCCUACCAAAGAACAGAAACCACCUACCACCUCCAAAACUUCUGAGACUCCCACCUCUCGCAGAAGCCCAAAUCAGGAGAAGCCUGCAGCUGCGAAAGUCGCAGCUACGAAGUCAUCUACAUCCUCCCCAGCGAAGCCAGCCCGCUCUGGAACCCCGUCGCAAGACAACUCGAAGAAGACCACGCAGCAUUCCUCCCCGAGACCACAGCCAAGGUCUCCAACUCGCCCUGUGCGUCUUCCUGCCUCGAUGACGGCCCCAACUGCAUCUUCCGCAGCCAAAAUGGGAAAUAGAUCCCCCAGCCGUGCGGCUACACCUCGUGCGAGUACGCCGCGUGCGAGUACACCGUCACAUGGACUUUCCCGAAAGCCAUCCACUCUUAAAGACGAGGCGCCGUCACGAUUCACGGCUCCUACUGCGUCGAGCCUUCGCAAACAGCCAUCGCGUCAGUCUCUGCCCGCCCAAACCCAGGUCAACCACGAGCGACCUAAGUCCCGUGUGAGUACGGCUGGCUCCAAGGCGCCUGACGAGAGUUUCUUGGCACGGAUGAUGCGGCCAACGGCAAGCUCCGCGAGCAAGGUCCACGAGAAGGUGGAGCCCAGGAGCCCUCCAAAAGCCGCCAAAACAGUGCCAAAACCUGUGAAGAAGAGCGGUGAUAAGGCUGCGGACCGUAGCAGGCCGACCUCCUCAACAAGCAAAGAGUCCCAGCCAGCGGAAACUUCCAAAGAAGAACCUGUCAAACAGAAAGAACCAGAGGUUGCUGUCACAGAAAAAGAAGUCCCUCCGUCCCAAGAGGAGCCCACAUCUAAGGAGCCAGCAGCUGACGCUCCUAGCGCAACUGCUCUUCAGGAGUCUGAGAAGGCAGCUACUGAACCUGCUGCCGACACUGUUAAGGUCUUGGAAGAAGUUAAAGCAGAACCUACGACUGUUACUACGACUGUUCGCGACGCUGUGUCUUCUGAAGCUCCUGCAGAAGUUCGGGGUGAAGAGUCUUCGAAAGAACUCGCUACUGAAGAUGCCCCGAAAGAGGCUCCUAGUGAGGCUUCUGAGGCGGCGGCUAGCAACCAGAUUGAAUCGCACGAGCAAUCAUCUGUCGAAACUGAGAAAGAGGCACCUGCAGAACCGAUUGUGAAGGCUACUGUGGACGCUACUGUGGACGCUACACCUUCUGAGGCACUCGAAACUUCUGAGAAAUCUUCCACGGCAAAUAUCACGGAAUCCGGUGCAGACGCCACGGAGGGAGGAUCCGGAGAGGUGCUUGCGACUGCGGAGAAGACCGGAGACAAGACAUCAGAAGCACAGCCAGAAGUUUCAUCCGAAAAGCCUGCUAAGGCUCCAUUGGACACCGCGGCCGGAGAUUCUGCAGCGCCGUUAGAUGCCUCAGAACCGAAGUCGGACGAGGUGGAAGUUGGCGCGGAAUAG